Nerophis lumbriciformis (worm pipefish) is the source of this 1500-nucleotide messenger RNA. The record is from RefSeq and is a predicted model, not a curated record. Lineage: Eukaryota; Metazoa; Chordata; Actinopteri; Syngnathiformes; Syngnathidae.
AUGGCGAUAAAACUCUCUCAAACACAAGAAAAGAAGAAAGGAGGAAAGUCCAACUUCCAAGCACCGGAGGAGGCCGCUUCGCCCAGUCACACGCCCGGUUUCGAGAGACUUUUUCCGCCCCCGUACGCUCGGACACUCGCAUGUUUCUGCAAUUUAACUCCGGAAUUCUGUGACAUCGGCUGUUGCUGUGACAAUGUCGAUUGUGACGUAGCUGACCUGAGUACUGUCUUCACGGGAUGUCAUCGGGAACCCAAGUCACAAGUGUGCAUAGAGAAAUGGCUGGUGUUUGGCGCCAACGUGGAACCAUCUUUAAUCACCGUAUCCGAAUCUUUGUUUUGUAUUCAAACUCCAGUUCAUUUCAAGGCCCCCACUGCUCCGCUUCAGCUUCCACCUUUAGGCGACUCUUAUCACUUCUCACCACCGCACCCGAUAAGCGUCAGCCACAGCAGACAUUUUUAUCGGGUGGACGAUGUCAUCCAGACGUACUUCGCCACGACCUCCGUGCGAGGGCUUCUCCGUCAGCCGUCUCCGGGAGCGACCAGUGCGAUCUGUCUUAAUCGUAACCCUGCACGCUUCUUAAGGUCCGAGUCGCUGUCUUGUACUCGAGUUGUAACCCCCGAAUCGUGUACCAAAGACCCAAAUCUCAACGCGCUCUCCUACUACUCAGACAUGAAUUUGAUUCAAAUUCCAAAACCUGCUCAAGAACAGAUUUCAGACCUUUUGAUCCCAGUCACUCCACUUUCUGAAUGGCCGACGCCAAGUGAGCUAAACAACAUGUGUAUUAACGUGGCAAAAAAGGUGGAGUUUGUCAUCGUGUACACAGACAGAGGAAUUCUGGCAAAUGUGACGGUUAAUGUCAUUUUAGCAAACGUGAGCAAGACCGAGAUGAUGCAGCAGGUGCACUCGAUCCAAUUCAAGCUGGGCAAUCCUCAAACGACUCCUUUGCCAACCAUUCCCUCAACUGGACUUCGUGUGGACUCCAGUGUUCUCGGUGACUUUAGUGGAAAAGUCAAACCUGUAACGGUCAUGGGGAUGUCGCAAGAUGGCGAGUGCUCCUCAGACCCCUCCACUCGGGUGGACGUCCGAUUCAUGCAAAACUCACUCACUAGCUGCAGGUUUAGUUCCGAUUCCAGUGACUGCAACGAGUUGCGUUCCCAAAUCGGCAGCAUCCUGCAGGGAGCUGCUAUUCCCGACCUGAUCGCCAUGAGCUCGGGCUCCCGUCCCGACUGGACCAGAGUUCUCAAGCAGGAAUGUCGCGUCGACUCUGAGGAAACAUGCGCCUCAGGCUGCAACCUCCCACACCUGCUUUCUGUGCAAGUGUUGUGGGCUCACAUGGGGCUCCUAGACCUUCCUCAGAGUUACAUCCUGGGAGUUAAAUACCAAUUCCGCUGUAAAAUGUUUCAGUGUCCUGUGUCAUUACCCGUCACCCUCACCACAGAGGUGGCGUUCGCCGACAUGACUGUGUACCCUAAACCAAUUCUGCAGUUUGGCUCACCUUGA